AGCUGCGGGAGGGGACACACGUCCUCCCCUCAUCUCCCUCGUCCCACGCGGCCUCCCUCUAAGAUGUAAAAAAAAGCGAAAAGAGACUUUAUUUUCUCAAGUUGUAUAAAUCCAAAUCAGUUUUAGAAUCCAUUAUAAGAUGACUCCACCAGCGGAGGCUUCGUAGGUGGUGAAGUUUCAGCAAUACUAGACAGCUGCUCAAGGUGGAACAGACCAUUCCUUCCCCUAGUAAGGCUAACUCCCUCGUCAGACCAUCUCUACUAUCAACCCAUCAACCUACGCCGAAGGAGACGGUCUAUCAGAAAGGCAAUCUUUACAGUCUCUCCAUCAGGAUCUCCAUCUUCCCCAGGUCUCCGCUAACAGGCACUCCAUCAGGAGAGCCAUCUCCACCGCUUCUCUCCAUCAGGAAACCCAUGUUCGCUGUCUCCAGCAGCGGGAAAGUCUAUCUUCAGUAGGACGAUGGCUAGCUCCGGCAGCAGUAACCCCUCGCCACUGGCCUGCUGCUCCUUCUGCUGUCUCUACCGCUACCUGCUGCUGCUGCUGCUCCUCUGCGGCCUUCUAGCGCGCCCAGGUGCUGCGCUCAAGUGGGUGAGGUUCAACGUGCCGCCGUGGGCGGCCAUGGGCGGCGAGGCGCUGCUCACCUGUCAAUUCAACCUGGCCGGGGACGAGUUGUACUCGGUCAAGUGGUACAAGGCCGGCAGGGAGUUCUACCGUUACGUGCCGGCGGAGUGGCCUAGGCAGCAGUUCUUUCCCUUCCCAGGCAUCACUGUUGAUACGGAGAGGAGCGACGAACAGCAGGUGGCGCUGAAGAGAGUGAGUCUGGAAACCGCCGGUCGCUACAAAUGUGAAGUACUGACGGAAGCGCCGCAGUUCCGGACCCUCGUUCGAUCUGCCUCACUCACCGUCUAUGAUCUACCGGACGGGGGCCCAGAGGUGGUGGGUGGACAGGAGACCUACAGGCCUGGAGAGACGGUCAACCUUACCUGUCAGGCGCCCAAGUCUAUUCCGGCCACCACACUCACCUGGUUCAUUAACAACGAAGUGGCGCCGCAGAACUACCUGGUGGAAUACAAGGACCCACCCGACGCGGACGGACGCGAGGCAUCGCGACUAGGCUUGCAGUUUCGAGCGCACGACCAUCAUUUUCCCGACGGACGCCUCACUCUGCGGUGCGUCGCUGCGCUCCAUCGUCUCUACCAGAAGGAUGCGCUACACGAGGGGGUGGUCGCGCCCCCCGGCCCCCUCAGUCUCGGCCACGACGCUAACGGUGCUUGCGAGAGGCUGAGUCUGUGGGAACACCUUUGCGUGCUGUUGAGUUUACUCAUAGCAGGACUCACCGCUCACCUGUUCCAGACACUCACCUAAGUCAUGGAGUGAUUCAUCAAGGUGCUCUGCUGGGUUCAUCAUCAUCUCAGACUCCGACCGAACUGGUGAACUGGGAAAUUGUCGAACUGCUUGAAUAGUUACCUAGUAAACUGGACAAUUUGUGACCUGGUAAAUUAGUGAACUCGGCCGGAUUACUGAACUAACAUUUUAUUGAAUUGGUGAACGUUUGUGCCCUGGAACACUGGCACCUGUGUGAACACUGGUACCUGUGUGAACACUGGUACCUGUGUGAACACUGGCACCUGUGAGAACACUGGCACCUGUGAGAACACUGGUCAUAGAAAGACACAUUGUGAAGUGAGAGACCCGGGAACUACCGGAUUGAUCAGGGCUGGUGAACACUGGUGAACAAGAACAUUGCCAAUGGUGUUAAACAGGGACCUUAUAUAUAUAUAACUGACGACCUAGUUUAUUGAUGGAGCUGAAACAGUCAAACAGAUGAAGUGGUGAAAUGUAAAUAAUUAAACUGUUUAAUGCGAGAAAAGUGUGUAUGCGACUGGCGAAGAUGACAGCUCCCUGUGUGGUGAACCAUGACUGGUCGAGAGGAUACUAGGUGAAAGACAGACGAGUUACAGUCACACACUUGAUUAUAGAUGAAUACUCUGUAUGCUCCCAGUCACCAGUCACUCCUAAGUCACCAGUCAGUGCUAAGAAUAUGCUGGUGACAACCAGAGAUUAAUCACAGUUUUCCAAAGCAGUAGUUAAGGAGAGGAGUAGUAGUGUACAGGAGUAGUAGUGUACAGGAGUAGUAGUGUACAGGAGUAGUAGUGUACAGGAGUAGUGUACAGAGUUAGCCCAAACGCCUCCCCAUGUUAGUAGAGGUUAUUUACAAGCAGUGUGAGCGGCCUGCUCGUAGAAUCCAGGAUAAUAUUAAUAGCCAAAGAGUUUCAGUGUAAAUGACGUCCUGGAAGGUCAUACACAAGACAGUGCUAAACUACCUUAUCUCUUAAUUCUGCCAUGUUAUAUUGUGCAAGACAUCCCUGAUAUUAUAUGUGUAUAUAUAUUAUAUAUAUGUAUGCAUAUUGUGUAUGUAUAUGUACAUUUAACAUAUAAUUAUGUAUGUAUAAAAAGUAACAAACUAUUGGGUUGGAGAAAAUAUUCAGAAGAACUCUUAAGUCUGUUCCCUUGAGUGCUUCUUAUUCUCUUCUUGGAGGCUAAAUGUCCUCACUAUUUCAUCCAGAGGUGGUACCCCUUUAUAUAUAUUAUAUUUAUUAUAUGAUAUAUUAUAUAUAUAUAUUUCUUCGAGGCUAUGGGUCCCUACAAUUGCAACAGAGGUGGUGG
Molecule: messenger RNA, 2667 nt
Organism: Procambarus clarkii (red swamp crayfish)
Lineage: Eukaryota; Metazoa; Arthropoda; Malacostraca; Decapoda; Cambaridae
Product: cell adhesion molecule 1
Source: RefSeq, a predicted model, not a curated record